CUUCUCGAUCCAGAGCUCUCUGGAGAGCACCACGCGCUCGGGCCACGCCGGAGAAGCCCCCGGGGCGACACAAGACAAGGCAUGGAGCAAGCAGACGCCGCGGGGCAGCCCGCCGAGGCCUUCGACGUCGACGCCUGGGCCCGCGACCGGGCCAGGGCCAAGCUGGGCCGGGUGCUCCUCCGGCAGAGCCAGCGCAAGGCCAACGCAAGGCCGCCCGCGGCGACCCCACCGCCACUGCCGACCGCGGCGGCGCCGCCGCCCGAGGCCGCGGCGGCGCUGGACCCCGAGCAAGCGGCGCGGCGGCUCCAGCGCGUAACGAGGCGGCGCAUCGCGACGCGACGUAGCAUCGAGGAGGCCAUGCGCGCCUUCGCCCGGGACUACGAGACGCGGCCUCCCCUCCAAUGGGAGAAGCCGCGGCCGGACGACGCGAGCGAGGUGCAGCGUAGAUUGUCCAUAGGAGACGACGAGUCGACGGUCCUCUCUCGCUUGUCCCUCGACUCGCUGCCGUCAUCACAAGGUGAGCCGUCGCACGCCACGACACAGUCGCGGGCGUCAUUGACACAACGGCCGGCGUGCAGCCCGAUCCCCGAGCGACGACGACGACGAAAGCCGACACAGAAGCUGCCCCCCGUCGUCAACUGGGGCUGCCCCGUCGACACGUCGUCCUCUGCGUUACUCUCAAGACCUUUGAGACGGAAGAACGCCCGCCUCACGCUACCGCGGCCUCCGCUGAAGAAAACAACCGCGCAAUCAGCAGGCCCCGCAAAGGACGCCGCCGACGCCAUGGAGCGCCUCGCGCUGGACACCAAUGCGUUGUUGACAGCUUCAUUAACAGAAAAGCUCGAGGACGAGCACUACCGGACGACGGUCGCCUACGCUCUGGAGAAGACCGCAGCCGGGCGGCGCUACCACGCCCUGGAGCGCCAUCGCGCGCGCGUGGCCUUCCAGCGCGUCAAGUUCGACUGCCAGGUGGCCAUGGUCAUGCAGCUGCGCGACAAUGGAUUUUUGCGGUGAGGGUAAGGAUG
This is a messenger RNA of Pelagomonas calceolata, 1025 nucleotides long. The record is from the annotation of a GenBank genome assembly. NCBI's taxonomy places the organism in Eukaryota, Pelagophyceae, Pelagomonadales, Pelagomonadaceae.